CUGUUAUUAACAGAAAAUAGGAUGUCAACAAAUAUUGAUACAGUGGUCGUGGAUAAGAGCCUAUCCUUCACUGUUUUAUAUUCAAGAUAUGACGGUCAAUCUAAAUAAGCGUUAGAAAAAUAGCUCAAAAUUAAAUUGAAUAUCUCUAUAAACCAAUCUAAUUCAUUGUAAAUAUCAUAAUUUAGAAAGAAUCUGGUUUAAAGAGCCAAUUGGCAGCUAAGAAAAUGACAAGUAUUAAGUGACUUCGGCUGAUAACCAAAUGCAACAAACAAAGGUUUUUUGAAAGAAAAUGGAGCAUUAACAUGAUUAUAUGCCAAUGAAAACUUUUUUUUAAAGGAAAACUACUUUUGCUAUAGUUUCAGUUCAUUCUGUGAAAAAAAAAACAAAAAAAAAAAAAAACUGACGGUGUUGAUGGAGGCUUCUGUUGACACAAAUGGAGAACAUUUAGUUACUAAUCUGUGUGAUAAAGAACUGGAUACUGGUAUAGAUGUUCAAACUGUAGCUUGCACGGAUAAGAAACAUUUUGCAUGUGAUUUCUGUGGUAGGAUAUUUUCUCAGAAACGAUAUUUAAUGGAACAUUCUCAUAUUCACUCAAACGUAAAACUUUACUCUUGUAAUAUAUGCAAUAAAGAAUUUACUCAGAAAAAUAAUUUAAAACGCCAUUAUCAAAUUCAUACAAAUGAAAAAUCCUAUUCUUGUGAAGUAUGUAGCAAGAAAUUUUCUCGGAAAUUGUAUUUAAGUUGCCAUAUGCGUACCCAUACAAAUGAAAAACCCUAUUCUUGUAAUGUGUGCAAUAAGGAAUUUACUCAAAAAAUUAAUUUAAAUGAGCAUUAUCGAACUCAUACGAAUGAAAAACCAUAUUCUUGUGAUGUAUGCAACAAACAGUUCGCUUUUAAAUCUAAUUUUAACAAUCAUUAUCGUACUCAUACAAAUGAAAAGCCUUAUUCUUGUGAUGUUUGUUGUAAAGCAUUUUCACAUAAAAGUUCUUUAAAAGUCCAUCAUUUAACUCAUACAAAUGAAAGACUCUUCUCUUGUGAUGAAUGCAAUAAACAGUUUUUGCAAAAAUCUCAUUUAAAUGAUCAUUUACGUACUCAUUCAAAACCUUUUGCUUGUGAAUUUUGCAGUAAAAAGUUUUCUCGAAGAAAUUAUUUGUAUCAGCAUCUUCAUAUUCAUGAAAAGGAGAAACCUUUUGCUUGUGAUAUGUAAAAUAAGAUUUUCUAUAUAUCUUCAUCAGAACAUGCAGUUUCUGGUCUAUGUUAAAAUUUAGAAAUGAGUUUAUUGAAAACCUUAUAUUAAAAUCUUUUGAAAUUUUUGUUAUUUGCAUAAAGAUACUACUUGUUCAAAUAUUACUUGUGUUCUUCGAUAUUUUUUUGGUUUUGCAUUUUAUUCAUUUGUAAAUGAUAUAUUACAGACGUCACAUAGAUCUACAACUGAAUUUUUUUUUAAGAAAGUUUGAAAAAGAAUAGCAAAUUUCAAGUUAUCGUCUGAGAGCAUUAUUAUUUUUUUAAGUCAGUAUUUGCCUUGAUUAAAUUAAGUCAUGAACCAGUUUAAACCGGUUUGAAACAAUCACGAGACUUCUCUAUCGGUCUCUCUCUUUCUAUAUGUGUGCGUGCGUGUGUGUGUAAGCAUAUAAUCAGAAGGCAGUUUCGAAGACAGUGAAGAGACUUUCAAAUUUUUGACGUCAUUUUAUUUCAUCCGAGGGAAGCACACAUUAUGUACAAGCAGGAGCGACAAGCACACAUACAACACAGAGCGGAAUGAGGAAAAGCUCAGGAACAUUUUAUCCCUGAUCUUAUAUAACAUGAGAUAUUGAUAGGGAAAAUAUUUUUUUUUUUUUUUCACAGCGCUAAUACAGUGAUAUUUAGAUAGGGAUUUUCGCUACACGCGCGCAAAUCAGGCAAGGGAAACACGGGAUCUUUUAAAAAAGAAUUUGUCAAAUCAGCGGUAUUUUGUUCCUUCACUCGGAGUGUGGGAACGUGAGGCUUUUAGCCGAUUCAGCAAUUUUACAAAGCUUCUGUUGAAUUAAUUAGAUAGAAAAAGUGGAAUGGGAUCAGAAAAUAAGAGAAUAUUCUAGAAUGAAGUUAAUAUGGGCUAAAUUGAGCUAAAAAUUAAAUUAAAUUAAAUUUUAAAAUAUCAUUACUAUCAUAUAUAUAUAAUAGUAAUUUUUUAAACAUUAAUUUUCAAUUUUUCUAACCCGCAAACAAAGUUUUGGAGCUCGGCCGAUUUUGAGAUGAAAAAAAUCCCUCAUUUUUCGAAAUAUGGACGCAUGCAUAAUCUGAUAGUCACGUGAUUGUUUCAAACCGGUUUAAAUUGGUUAAUGACUUAAAUUAUUUAAGACACUUCGUAAGAAUUCAGAGAAUGAAUAGUUUGGAAAUCAAGUUGUAACUUUAGUUGACGAUAAAUCUCUAAAUGUGACAACCUUCUGCAUUAUUUUCUAAUAACCCUAAAGGCGAAAAAUUGAUACCUCAAAAGUGAUAAAUUCCCAAUUUGUUGCCUACGCAUUUUGAGGCUUCAAAAACCUCAAACCAAAACAACAUCAUGUUCUCACAUGAUAAAAGAGGUUCCGUUCUUUAUGCAUUUACCCUAUUGAAUUAACAAAAUUUUCUCGUAAUCUAUGGAUCGUGUUUAUAAUCCUUAGCUGAAUUUAUGCCUCCUUUUAUUUGUGUUUCUUAUUAAAAAGUGAAUGAUGGUAUUCAUUUUUUUCAUGUAAUCUACCAUUCGUUAUAUAGUGAAAUGAUGCAACUGUAUCAAAAUAUCCUUGCUGAAUAUAUUUUUUUUCAUGAAAUAAUAUUUGAGGAAUUAUACGAACGAUGGCUGAUUUGAAUGAAUGCACCUAGCUUUGUAUUUUCUAUAAUGUGAGUAGAUAAUAAUAAUAAAAAAAGAAAUAAAAAGAAAAUAUCGGAAACACUUGUUAAAAAGCGCUUGUAUCAUUGCAUUGUCAUGUCACACUGACAAAAAUGUCUUUGAAAAUGAAUGAUUAUAAAUGGAAAAAAAAUGAAUGAUUAUAAUCUUCCCGUUCUGGAAGAACUCAUUUUAUUUGUAGAUGUUAUGUAUUAGUGAUUUUAAUGCCCUGUUGCUAUCCUUGUUUUCAUAUAAUAGAAGUGAGAUUUUCGUACAGAAUAUGGUUUUGCAUGUAUUUCAUAUGUAUUAUUGCACCAAGAAUUCUAGUUCUCACAAAUGGCUAAGAUUCUGGAAAACUAGACAAGUAACAAAAAAUUCUAUCAACUUAUAUAUUCAUAUGUACUUUCUUAUCCUUAUUGAAAUAAAAUUGGCUAAAAAGUUUUAAUAAGUCUUAUUUAUCUCAGUGAAAUGGGGUGUAAUUUGUAAACAUUUCAAGUAAAAUAAUGAAUAUUGAUGAAAAAUUUUUGCGUGUGAAGAAUAUAACAUGUUUGUUAAAUUAUAAUAUUUCAUUUCCUCCCCCCCCUUAUUAUUCUUGAUUUU
Argiope bruennichi is the source of this 3441-nucleotide messenger RNA. RefSeq names its product gastrula zinc finger protein XlCGF7.1-like. Lineage: Eukaryota; Metazoa; Arthropoda; Arachnida; Araneae; Araneidae. The record is from RefSeq and is a predicted model, not a curated record. Gene Ontology annotation, biological process: regulation of cytokine production; negative regulation of transcription by RNA polymerase II; regulation of immune system process. Bases 412 to 1206 code for a protein of 264 amino acids. The transcript has 2 exons.